Stylophora pistillata is the source of this 3986-nucleotide messenger RNA. RefSeq names its product importin-9. The record is from RefSeq and is a predicted model, not a curated record. Gene Ontology annotation, biological process: protein import into nucleus. Gene Ontology annotation, cellular component: cytosol; nuclear envelope. NCBI's taxonomy places the organism in Eukaryota, Metazoa, Cnidaria, Anthozoa, Scleractinia, Pocilloporidae. Gene Ontology annotation, molecular function: small GTPase binding.
AUGGCUGCUGCUAUGGACGACAGGAAUCGAUCAUUGAAACAGGCCCUCAUAGAUAGCCUGACAGCUAUCUUGUCGCCAGACCAACAGUCUAGACAGAUGGCAGAAGAACAACUCAAGGUUCUUGAGGUCACGGAAGAAUUUGGUGUCCACUUAGCAGAACUCACAGUUGACAGAGAGGGAGCUCUUGCUAUCAGACAGGCUAAGGCAGAGAUUCGUCGUCUUUUACCAGGAGGUCUACAGGAAUCAAUCAGUAAAGUCAGGUCAAGUGUGGCAUAUGCAAUCUCAGCCAUAGCAUAUUGGGACUGGCCAGAAGCUUGGCCACAUUUGUUUGGGAAUCUGAUGGAGGCAUUGACAAGUGGUGAUGGUAAUUUGGUUCAUGGAGCUAUGAGAGUUUUAACUGAGUUCUGUUGUGAGGUGACGGACACACAGAUGCCGCAUGUUGCACCUGUGAUCCUUCCUGAAAUGUACAAGAUAUUCAUUCAUGCAGAGACAUACAGUAUCAGAACAAGAUCCCGUGCUGUGGAUAUCUUUAAUACUUGUGCUUCACUAAUCUGUACAAUGGAAGAAGAUGCUACAGGUAUUGCCAAGGAUGUCUUAUUUCCUCUGCUUCCACAAUUCACCCAAGCAUUUGUGGAGGUUCUUGCAAUGUCAGAUAGUCCCACAGUUGACUGUGGUUUGAAGAUGGAAGUGCUAAAAGCACUAACCACAUUAGUUAAGAGCUACACCAAACAAAUGGCACCACACUUGAUGCAGAUUCUUCCCCACAUGUGGAAUACAUUGACCCACAGUGCUGAUCGAUAUGUCCGCACAGUUGUAAAUUACACUGAUGAUGCAGAUGACCCUGUGGAUUCUGAUGGAGAAGUAUUGGGAUUUGAGAAUCUUGUUUUCAGUGUUUUUGAGUUUAUCCAUGGACUUAUAGAAACACCAAAAUUCAAGAAAACCGUGAAGAAGUUUUUAGAUGAACUUAUUUAUUUCUUGGUGUUGUACAUGCAAAUCACAGAAGAACAGGUCCAAGUGUGGACAUCCAAUCCAAAUCAAUUUGUUGAAGACGAAGAUGACGAUACCUUUUCGUUUUCUGUUCGCAUUGCGGCUCAAGAUGUUCUCUUGGCGGUUGCCGCUGACUUUAAAAAUGAUAGUGCAGUCGCAUUAACAAAAGCACUCAACAGGCAUUUACAGGAAUCAAAUGAAAGAAAAAGUAAAGGAGAUGUUAACUGGUGGAAAAUUCACGAAUCGUGCAUGUUGGCAAUGGGUUGUAUUAAAUCACUGAUUAUUGACAAAGUCUCCAAUGGGAAAGUUUCUAUAGAUAUGGCGUCAUUCCUCACCCAGGUUGUGUUAACAGACCUCCAGGAAUCAGUAUCUCCUUUCCUCAUUGGUCAAGCCUUAUGGGUGGCAAGUCGCUUUACUCCGCUAAUGUCUCAAGAGCUUUUAAUAAGUUUCAUCGAAGCAUCUGUCGCGGGUCUUCAGUCAACACAGUUGCCUGCGGUCAGAAUAUCAGCUGUGAGAGCUAUUUAUGAAUUCUGCGCCCAUCUUAAGAUGUCAAAUAAUACUCAGAUUCUUACACCGUACCUGGUCAAGAUCAUGGAAGGUUUAUUGACCAUGGCGACUCAAACAACAGAUGAUGUGCUGGCUCUUGUUCUCGAGUCUCUUAGAAUAGUUAUGUCGGUCAACAAGGAAUUUACAACGUCUUGUGAAGGAAAAAUAACACCGCUUACGAUAGCGCUCUUCAUUAAGUAUGCUCACGAUGCGGCUCUUAUUCCGUUAAUAGAAGACUUAUUCAAGGAACUUGCCAUGAUAGAGGCCUGUAACAAGCUUUUACAGCAGAGGUUUCUACCGACAUUAAUAAGUAUUUUUCAGGCUCCCCCAGAGAAGGCACCUUUGGGAAUAAAUGCAGUCUGUAUGGAUAUCCUGUGUAACAUCAUUCGGUGCACACAGCCUCCCCUCUCCGAUCUUCUGUUGAACUCAGUGUUUCCUGUAGUUGUCAAAACAAUACUCGCAUCUGAUGACAACGCAGUAUUGCAGGGAGGCGGACAGUGUCUUCGUGCGUUUGUCUACGUAUCUCCUGAGCAGAUGAGCGCUUGGCGGGAUUCUCAAGGAAAUAGCGCCAUUUCCUACGUUGUUCGAGCAACUUCCCACUUACUCGACCCCAGGGCUCCGGAAUUCACGGCCUCCUUUGUUGGUAGACUGGUGACUACUUUAAUCAAUAAGAUCGGAAGUAACCUCGGAGACAACCUUGAUUUGCUUUUAAGAGGAGUUCUCAGCAAACUUCAACAGGCAGAAACGUUAAGUAUAAUACAGUCACUGGUCCUUUCGUUUCUUCAUCUGAUGAACAGUCAACUAGAAAGGACUCUGGAUUUUCUGAGUGGAGUCCCAGACCCAACUGGCAAGUCAGCACUGGAGUAUGUGGUCAAGAUAUGGUGUGCAAGACAACCGGAGUUCUUUGGCGUAUAUGACAGUAAAGUGAGUACUAUGGCCCUUUGUAACGUUCUUCAGUUCUUCGUGAACACUGGUGACAAAAGACUCUCCAGUAUCAUUGUGAAAGGCGAAAGGAUUUUUCAGCAAGAUGAAGGAAUCCGAACAAGAUCAAGAGCUGCGAAAGCUCCCGAGCAGUGGACGUUAAUUCCUGUACCAGUCAAGCUCUUUAAAUUAAUCAUCAAUGAGCUGGGUACCUUAUUGGAAAGUGCUACGGCGGGUGCCGAGCACGAGCACGGGGACUCAGACGAUGGAGAGGAGGGUUGGGAGGACGUAACUGAUGAGGAAGAAGGAAUUGAUGCCGCUGGAUCACCUUUUGCGCCUGCAUCUGAUUACUUAGGUUUUGAUCAAGAAGACUUUGAAGAUGAAGAUGAUGAUGAUCCAGAGAUAAAGAGUGAUCCUAUUUAUACACUUGACUUACAGAGUCACUUAAUCAAGUUUCUUCAGACCUUCGCCCUGCAGCAGUGUUAUCCGAGCUAUUUACAAGCAUUGAAUGCCCAAGAACGACACACCUUAUCCAAGAUCGGAAUAGUUUCGUGAAAAGUUCAAAGAUGUUCUAUGAUAAAUUCCCCUAAUUUAUGUUCCUAGUCACAAGAGAAGACAAGAAUGGAGAAAAAUGCUGCUUUGAUGGUUGAAUUCCCACCUUUUUAUUUGAGAUGUGACGCCAAACUUGCACAGAGGCUGUAAAAAACACUUCCUCCGCGACAAAAAGAUCAAAGUAAAAUAAAAAUGUCGACGGAUAUGCAAAUAAACGUUUAAAUAGAGGCCGAAAAUACGUUAACUUAAGACGUGAGAAUAAUUUAUAGGAGAAAAAACGUGCGUUUUGGGGCAAAAAAAGCCGUAUUCGCAGAAAGUAGUACGUGAUUUUUAUAAAGUAUUUGUAGGCUGGAAACUUAUCUAUAUCCCUAGAGAUACUAGAAAAUUCUACGGAACCUUGCUGAUAAUUUAUGUUUUGUACCUUUGGCGAGAGAUUUUUAAAGAUGCAAAAACCUUUUUUGUAAAAGACUCAUAAUGUGGUUGAGGUGAAGUUGCUAGUUCAGCUUUCUCCUUGUUGUUUAAUCGGCGUGAAAUGAUUUACAGAUGGAAAAUGCUUAAUAACAAACUCAAAAAGGACUUCAAAUUAAGUGAUGUUUUAAAAAAGCUGAAUAUUUACAGAAGGAUCCUUGGAGGCCUUGAGGGUCUCAAUUCGUUUUUUACGCCCUUAAGCUAGAAUAGGUAGCGGUUUCUUUUAUGCGAACUUCUCCGAUUGGUUGACAAAAAAAAAAAUCAUCCCUACCAUGAAUUCAAUGCUGAGGAUUAGCAGAAAUUAAGUUUUCCACCCGCCUUGCGAGAAAUGCUGCAUGUAGACUUGUCACUCAACUUUGAGCAAAUCGGUGAAAUUUUCAGAAUUUUCGAGCGAACCAUUGUGCUGUUUCUGCCAAAAAUCGCCUUACUGCACAGUUGUGAUUCGCCAGUAGUAAAUGGUAUAGUGUAGUUUGUAGAUAGGACUUUGCAAAUAAAGAAGCUACUUAAACCAA